This is a messenger RNA of Cynoglossus semilaevis (tongue sole), 3020 nucleotides long. RefSeq names its product zinc finger protein DPF3-like. Bases 156 to 1178 code for a protein of 340 amino acids. The record is from RefSeq and is a predicted model, not a curated record. Gene Ontology annotation, cellular component: nucleus. NCBI's taxonomy places the organism in Eukaryota, Metazoa, Chordata, Actinopteri, Pleuronectiformes, Cynoglossidae. The transcript is spliced from 11 exons.
AAUAAUUUUGACAGUUUACCCCUAUCAGGCCACGCCCUAUUCGUCUGUGCUGCCCGCCGAUUGGGCGAGGAAUUCAGCCCGAGCCCUGAUUGGUCAAUUCCCCUAGGUUUCCCUCAGAACUGCAAGACGCCGAUAUUGCGUUACAUUGUAGCAAAAUGGCGGCUGUCAUUCAGAAUCCACUAAAAGCGUUGGGUGACCAGUUCUACAAGGAGGCCAUUGAGCAGUGCCGCAGCUACAAUGCCCGUCUAUGCGCUGAGCGCAGCGUUCGCCUGCCAUUCCUGGACUCGCAAACAGGCGUAGCCCAGAACAACUGCUACAUCUGGAUGGAGAGGCACCACCGCAGCCCAGGUGUGUCGGCGGGGCAGAUGUACACAUACCCCGCUCGCUGCUGGAGAAAGAAGAGACGACUGCACAAUGCCACAGAUCCUCCUCUGGGCAUCUACGGCCUCCACCUGGAUGGCAGCCUCAUGUCAAAGGAUUCCUUGCCGGCUCAGAGCACCACACUGGAGGCUCUGCUGCGGGGCGAUGCCAAAAAUGACGAGGAGAGUCUGCUGGAGAUCCAGAGAGUUCUGGAGGCCGACGCAGCAGAAGACGCCUUUAAUGAUGAUGACGACUAUGAGGUGGACACUCCCAGGAGGAGACAUCGGGGAAAAGGAAGAGGUCGGGGUUCAGGACGCAGGAAGGCUGACCUCGACGAUGAUAAGCCAUAUGUCUGUGACAACAGAUACAAACAAAAGCAGAACUCCAAGUCUACACCCUCAGUUUGUGCAAAGCGCUACAGGAACCGUACGGGACUAAGUUACCACUACACCCAUUCCCACCUGGCGGAGGAGGACCGAGCUGGAGAAAUUAAUACGAUGGCGACCAGAUCCCCCUCCACGCCGCAGUCUGACAGACAAAAACGUCCAAAGGGUCCAGGUGGGACUGGCAUUCCCAGCAACUACUGUAACAAAUGCCAAGGCCUAAAAAAUCCAAUGGGUAAAUCUGGGUCUCGCUACUCCACCUGCCAAUGCACAAUGGACUGCGGUGAGGAGAAGGAAGACGGGACUUUCACUGGAGCUGAAGAGUUGUUCGGCACCACCUCGGAGAGUGACACCUCCACCUUCCACGGCUUCGAGGACGACGACCUAGAAGAGCCCGCUACAAACAGCAAUGGAAUUUCCAAUCGACACAGAUAGAGCAGAACCUUUUAAAUUUCAAGAGACAAUGUUUUUUUUUUUGUUUUGAUUUUUUUUUUGUUUUGUUUUGUUUUUUUAAUAUGGAUUAACCUCUGGCAAAAAAGAAUUUGCUGCUUAUUUUUCAAAAUUGUUUUUCUUUGCAGAAAGCACAAAGUGAUCAUUUCAGGACAGAAAUGCAAGUGGUAUUUUAUCUACUGAACAUUGUUUAAUUAUUUAUGGACACCAUUUUUAUAUAUAAAUAUAUAUAUAUUAACUUUAAAGGCAAGGAGCGACUCAGUGUUUGUUGACAAAUGACUUCAUGCCUUCAUGCAAAACUGAAGACAUUUUUGGAGGUUUUUUUUCUUCCUUUCCCUCACUGGAACAGAAGGACCUUUAACACAUGGAACAAAAAAAAAAACACUGGAGAAAUCAAAACAAUUGAAGAAGUGAAAUUUUUGAAGAUUUUUGGUUGAUUGAAUGUCACUGCAGAACCAUACUUGAGCUAAUAUUUGUGGGGUUUUUUUUUUUUUUAAUCAUUAGUGGCUUUUACCAUGAAGGACUGUUUUUUUCUGCUCUAACUUUGGAUCAGACUUGUAUUAAAAUGAAGGAACCAAUGAAAGAACUUUCAGAAGCCACUUGAAACAUUUGGUAACUCUAGGCUUCACAGGACGCAGGUGGACACGACUGGAGAACUCAGAACAUUGGCCCAGAGGCUGUGAUGACCAGUGAAAAAACGAAUGAGCCCUCCAACCCGCCCCCUCCCUGAAGUGGGGUCUGAAUCAAAAGUGACUGAAAUGGUGGAAGAAAAUCCUCCGAUCCCUCUGACCUCAAAGGUUCACUGAAGUAACCGCCCCCAUGACUCUUUGUAUCGAUCCCUUUGGAACAUUUGAUAUGUGACUACAUCCAGUUCCGUUCUGUCCUAGCUUGUACUCUGCUGGAGCACCACGGAAUAAUGGGAACGCUAAAGGCCGGGCCUUUGGACCGUUUGUGCCCGAGGGGAGGGGGGUACAUUUUGGGGCCCCCUGUUGGCCAAAGCAGCCCACUGUUGCUCACUCCUGCUCUGUGACUACUUGUCUGCUGUGUGAUCCGACGUGACACUAAGACAUCAUUAUCCUCAUCACUGUGCCAGAGUGCCGCUCUGCACUGGAAACCAGCUCUGACAGCCAUGACCCUGCAACCUGAUUGGACCUGUGACCCCCCCGUUACCCCGCCCCUGGCCCUUCCCCUCCCUUCAGCCAUAGAGAUGGUGCUCAUAUCCACCAUUUUUACUUGCAGACCUCUGGACUACUGUAGUAACACUCUGACAUGGACUCAAAGAUUUUCUGCUUCGGUCCCUCUGUCUGUUUGGGCUUUAUCUCCUACGUCUCCGUCAUCUCUGUACUGGGUUCUAAAGAGUUCUGCGGUCAGUAACUGGACUUCUUCUCGGAGCUUGAAAGAAACCCAAACUGAUGAAGUUCCUCAGUUGAGGAACGAAACGUCUUUCAAGCUCUAAGAAGAAGUCCAGUUGCUGACAACUCAACUCUCCGGAUAACAUGACUUGGACGAAUGAGAAUCUUCAAAGGCACUCUCUACUGGGUUGCAGUUAUAUAGAUAUUUUUCUGUUAGUGCUUUUUCUGGUGUAAAAUAUUUCUACAUUUUAAACUUUUUGAGUGAACUUAGUAUGACUGUUUUUUCCCCCCCCCAGACUGUAUUGAUACCUCUGUUCCGAUCAGGUGCACAAAGGCCUCAACUACUCAGGCAUCGUUCCUUUUCUCUGCUGUUGAUUGUUCAGCCACUCAGCCCUGAUUCAUGUGAUUGUAUUUUCUCAUCCAGACGGGACGGUAACGCCUCACAAGGAUUCCAUUACUAUUGCCUCCCCCACAU